This is a messenger RNA of Sorex fumeus (smoky shrew), 3572 nucleotides long. RefSeq names its product probable small intestine urate exporter. Gene Ontology annotation, biological process: transmembrane transport; monoatomic anion transport. The record is from RefSeq and is a predicted model, not a curated record. Gene Ontology annotation, molecular function: transmembrane transporter activity. The transcript is spliced from 12 exons. NCBI's taxonomy places the organism in Eukaryota, Metazoa, Chordata, Mammalia, Eulipotyphla, Soricidae. Bases 115 to 1608 code for a protein of 497 amino acids.
UAUAAUCAUUGACUUUCUGUAAAAAACAAAAAUUUGAAAGGCUGUAAUAAUUUAUUUGUAAAGAAAGAAGACCCUGUUUUCUACCUUCUUCAUUUCCUGGAAAAGGGAAACCAAAUGUCUACUAGAGAAGAAGUUAAGGAAACAGUGGGACAUAUCUCCAACGAUGGGAACUUGAACAUGGAUCAAGUACAAACCUCCAGAAGAGGCUGUUUUUCAGUUCGAUACAUGCUGGCCUUCAUUUUGCUACUCUGUAAUUUUUCUGUUCUCACCCAAAACAUGAGCUUAAACAUUGCCAUCCCAGCAAUGGUUAACAUCACAGCUCUGCCCAGCAGCCCCAAUACCUCUACAGAAGGACCCCCCAUUGUUUCCAAGGACAACUGGAAUGAAACCCAGAAAGAAAUUAUGGCAAUGGCCCCAGUGUAUGACUGGAGUCCUGAAAUCCAGGGAAUCAUUCUCAGCUCCAUCAACUAUGGCUCAUUUUUGACUCCCAUUCCCAGUGGCUAUAUAGCUGGAAUAUUUGGAGCCAAGUAUGUGGUCGGAGCUGGCAUAUUUAUUUCAUCAGUCCUGUCUUUAUUCAUCCCACUGGCAGCUGAUACUGGGGUGGCCUUGAUCAUUAUCAUUCGGAUUAUUCAAGGAAUAGCACAGGUUAGUGUAUCAACAGGCCAAUACUCAAUUUGGAUCAAAUGGGGUCCCCCACUGGAAAGAAAUAAACUUAUCGCCAUAGCAAACUCAGGGUCAUUGCUGGGAUACAUCAUCAUUCUUCUCACUGGUGGUGUCCUUUGCCAGACUGUAGGAUGGUCUUAUAUCUUCUAUAUUUUUGGUGGAGUGGGCUGUGUCUGUUCUUUUACCUGGUUUUCUCUUUUUUCUGAGAAACCCAGAAAUCAUCCAUUCAUCAGCACGGCUGAGAAGGAGUACAUCGAAUCUUCACUGGCUCAAGAGGAUGGCCCACCAGGAUGGUCAGUUCCCAUUAAGGCUAUGCUCAAAUCCAUACCGCUUUGGGUCAUUUUAAUUUGUAUUUUCUGUGAAUACUGGCAAUUUCAUGUCCUUAUAGUAUACUUACCAACAUACAUCAAUUCGGUACUUCAAGCUGACUUAAAAACUAGUGGAUUCCUGUCAGCCCUGCCAUUUGUUUUUGGACUUGUCUUCAUUAUACUUGAAGGUCAGUUGGCAGAUUUCCUGCUUUCCAGAAAGCUUCUUAAACUUAACACAAUCAGGAAACUCUUCACAGCUAUAGGAGUUCUCUUUUCAAGUCCUUUCCUCUUGUCUCUUUAUUGGGUGAGAUCCAGCCACAGCACCACGAUGGCCUUCUUUGUACUGUCCGCUAUCUUCAGCAGCUUCAAUGAACUAGGAGUGUUAAUUAAUGUCAUCGAUAUUGCUCCACGGUAUGUUUCCUUUCUCAAGGGAGUAUCAGAAGUCUUUAGUAACAUGGUUGGAGCCAUUUCUCCUGCUGUUUCUGGAUAUUUAAUCAGUCAGGACUCGGAGUUUGGUUGGAGAAAUGUCUUCUUCCUCUCAACUGCUAUUAACAUAGUGGGCUUGAUCUUCUACGUCAUCUUUGGCCAAGCAGAGAUCCAGGACUGGGCUAGAGAGGACACAUUCACCCGCUUCUGAGAAAAAUGAGAGACACCUUAGAUCCUGAUGUUUAUUUGUCCAUUGUUUAGCUUCAUGGAAAUUCUACUUUAGUUCCUGUGUGACUGGUUAGCCAUUUUAUUUGAAUUGACUAUCCAACAUCUUCUUAGAGAUCUUGGCCUUCUAAUACUAAAGGUUCUGCCUGAAAAUUUUAUAGGGGAUGGGGAGAAAAAAGACUACUUACUUAACUGUGAAUUCCUGAAGACAUAGACUCGCAUGUUCUUCCAUGUGCUUGCCAUUCUUUUCAGUUACUGUAAGAUACUAAGAACUAUGUAAUUGGUUUCUCCAUCCAGUUUCUUAUGUAGAGCUCUUGAAAGAUGCAAUUUCCUAGGGAGUAUGCUGCCACCAGCAGGUCAAUCUGUACCUGUGCGGCGAGUGCAUCAGCAGCCUGAUGGCACCUUCAGAAUUCCAGAUACCCCAAAAUUGCUGCUGUGACUUUGGCCAGACCCCAAAAACUUGGGGCAAAGUUUACCAAGAAAGUAAAUGGCCAAAAGUUAGAUAUGUGGGAAACACACCCACAAACCACCUCCGGCUCAGCUAUGUAAUUGGAGGUAUGGCCUCUCUGGUUCCUGAUAGGACUGCUUAACGGCCAUGAUCCCAGAGACUCAGAAACAAAUCUUGAAACCCAAUGGCUUUUGGCAGAAAUGUGUCCGGUCCUUGCAGUAGGUUACUGGCACCAGGCCACUCCAGGUGGGAAUAGGUUUCGUGCCUUGGCCAGUUCUCCCUGGUGGCCUGGUGGCCGUCAUCCUCCAGAGGCCACUGGGCAGUCAGGUUUGGGCCAGCAGUGACAAGACACUAGGGGCCUCACAGAAUGGGAGUGGAGGUGGCCUUUUCCUCCCCGUCCCAAUGAGACCCGGAGUCACUGCCCACAAAUGGUCUCUCUGGCUCCUGAUCAAGCUACUUAAUGGUCAUGAUCACAGAGACUCAGAAACAAGUCUUGAAACCCAGCGGCUUUUGGCAGAAAUGCGUCCGGACCCCGCAGUAGGUUACUGUUGCUGUGUCACCCUGGGGAGGAAAGUGUACUGUCCCUCCACCUGCUUCUCGUUGGCGGUUUGGUAGCUGCCAUCCUCCAGAGGCCAUUGGAAGUUGGGUUUGGGCCCUCUGUGACAAGACACAUAGGGUCUCAUGGGAUGGGGGUGGAGUCGGCCCUCUCCUCUGCACCCCAAAAAGAUCCCGAGUUGCUGCCCAUGACCAGCCUCUCUGGCUCCUGAUCAAGCUGCUUAAUGGCCAUGAUCCCAGAGACUCAGGAACAAAUCUCAGAACCCAGAAGGUUUUGGCAGAAAUCCCUCCAGAUUUAAUUGUUAAAAUUUCGGAAUUUCAAAAUUGUGCAGCCACUACUGCAGUCGUGCGACAUCAUAUGUUACUCAUAACCAGCAAUAGAAAACAAAUUGUCUACUGUUGCCUUUUCGCAGAUCUGAGUGUUUGGGUAAAAAUCCCAAAUAAUAAUUGUGGGUCUGGUGUCAAAAUAUUGAAUGUAAUCAAAGUAGAGAGAGAGAGAGUAAUGUGGAAAUCAUCUGCUCCACAGGUAGGGAGAGGGAUUGAAAUGGGGGUAUACUGGGGAUUUUGGUGGUGGAGAAUGGGCACUGCUGAAGGUAUGCCUGUUUCAUUGUAUGACUGAGACUUAAACCCGAAAGCUUUGUAACUGCUCUCACAGUGAUUCAAUAAAUAAAAUGUUAAAAAGUGAAAAAAAAAAAGUAAGAUGGAGUUCAUGCCCAAUUCAAUCAGCCUAAUCAAUGGCUGAAUAAAUAUCAGUACUCCUAACAUAAACAAACAAACAAAACAAAAGAUACAAUUUCCUGAGGAAAAUGCCUUAUAAAGACAUUUUAAUUUUAAUUUUAAUAUUUCUUCUUAGCCUGUGUCUUCCCCCCCAAUGCUUUUGCUUGAAUAACUAAAGAAAGUUGUAUCUGUGUUCACAGCAUUUCUCACCCCAAAUGUAUGCUUUUCCA